AUGUUCAACCUGAGCAACAAGAACUUCAUCGUCACCGGCGGAGGGCGAGGCAUCGGGUAUGCGAUCACACGGGCGAUCACAGAAAUGGGGGGCAACGUCGCGGUGCUGGAUGUGCUGAAUGCGCCCGUCAAGGACUUUGGAACACUAGAGCAUGAUUUCGGCGUCAAGGCUAGAUAUCUGCGCGCGGAUGUGACGGACGAGAAGAGCCUCACUAAAGGGUUCGAGCAGUCGAUUUCGGAGUUGGGUUCAUUGCAUGGCUGUGUGACUGCAGCGGGUAUUGCGUUGGACAAGCCCUUUGUCGAGCAGUCGUGGAAAGAAGUCAGGAGAGUACAGGAGGUAAAUCUUACGGGGACAUUCUUCGCCGCGCAACUUGCUACCAAGCAGAUGGAGCAGCAAGGGACUGGGGGAAGUUUGGUCUUGAUAGCUUCCGUCUGUGCGCAUGUCGCCAUUCCAGGCCACCGGCUGUCUGCUUACCACGCCACCAAGGGAGCAGUCAAGAUGCUGAGUACGGCGUUGAGUGUCGAGCUGGCCCCGCAUGGAAUCAGAAGCAACACGAUUUCGCCGGGGUAUAUCGAAACAGACAUGUCCAGGACGUUGCGAGAAGAGCAUCCGCAUUUGGUGGAAUUGAUGCAUUCUACGCCACCGUUGAAGAGGAUCGGGAACCGCAACGAUCUAACUGGUGCGGCUGUGUAUCUGCUGAGCGACGCCAGCUCCUAUACAACAGGUACCGACAUUCUGGUCACCGGCGGCCUGCAUGCGGGCAGGAUUGAAACCUGA
Messenger RNA from Exophiala aquamarina CBS 119918, 777 nucleotides. RefSeq lists its product as uncharacterized. The coding region runs from base 1 to 777 and encodes 258 amino acids. Gene Ontology annotation, cellular component: intracellular anatomical structure. Lineage: Eukaryota; Fungi; Ascomycota; Eurotiomycetes; Chaetothyriales; Herpotrichiellaceae. Gene Ontology annotation, molecular function: oxidoreductase activity, acting on NAD(P)H, oxygen as acceptor. The record is from RefSeq and is a predicted model, not a curated record. The transcript has 3 exons.